AAAGUAUAAUUUUAUAAGAAUGUCAAGUAUUACAAUUUCGGCAGUUCGACCACGAACAAGUAUCCUAGAUAGAUCUUUAAGUAAAGGAAAAGGAGAGGUUAGCUUAAGUUGCUUUGCUCUUUUAUUUUCAGAACUUGUACAAUAUUGUCAAAAUCGUGUUUAUACUGUACCAGAAUUACAAAAUAAGUUAGCUGAAAUAGGUGCUGAGAUUGGACAUAGAAUUACUGAUCUUCUUGUCAUAAGAGAAAAAGGUGGGAAACGUGAAAUUAAACUUUUAAACAUAUUAUUGUUUGUUAAAAGUACAUUGUGGAAAUCGUUAUUUGGUCGUGAAGCUGAUAAGUUAGAACACGCAAAUGAUGAUGAACGAACAUAUUAUAUUAUAGAGAAAGAAGCUUUGGUGAAUAAAUUUGUCUCAGUUCCGAAAGAUAAAGGAAGCUUAAAUUGUGCAUCUUUUACAGCUGGAAUUGUUGAAGCUGUUCUUUGUGAUUGUGGCUUUCCAGCUAAAGUUACUGCACAUUGGCAUAAGGGAACAACUUAUAUGGUGAAAUUUGAUGACUCAGUCAUAGCACGUGAUAAACAACUAGAAGAUCGAUAAUAAAAAGAAAAUUUCUGCAAUAAAUUUUAUUUAAUUGUAAUAUGAUAUAAUUAUAGUAAACAUAUGUAAUAUGUAAAGUCAACUUAUAGUUCCAAUUAAAGAUAAAAUAAUUCUUUU
Vespa velutina is the source of this 712-nucleotide messenger RNA. RefSeq names its product trafficking protein particle complex subunit 5 (gene Trs31). Lineage: Eukaryota; Metazoa; Arthropoda; Insecta; Hymenoptera; Vespidae. The transcript is spliced from 3 exons. Gene Ontology annotation, biological process: endoplasmic reticulum to Golgi vesicle-mediated transport. Bases 20 to 595 code for a protein of 191 amino acids. Gene Ontology annotation, cellular component: TRAPPI protein complex; TRAPPIII protein complex; TRAPPII protein complex. The record is from RefSeq and is a predicted model, not a curated record.